Gastrolobium bilobum is the source of this 1172-nucleotide messenger RNA. RefSeq lists its product as uncharacterized. The coding region runs from base 12 to 1055 and encodes 347 amino acids. Gene Ontology annotation, molecular function: lipase activity. Gene Ontology annotation, biological process: lipid storage. Gene Ontology annotation, cellular component: lipid droplet. The record is from RefSeq and is a predicted model, not a curated record. The transcript is spliced from 13 exons. NCBI's taxonomy places the organism in Eukaryota, Viridiplantae, Streptophyta, Magnoliopsida, Fabales, Fabaceae.
AUUGCAUUCAAAUGUUUCCACGUUGGACUGUUCGAACUCUCUCACACUCUGUUUUGCUGUCUCCUUGUUCCAGUUCCAGGACAAGGUUUAGUGCAAAGUGUUUGAAUAAGGACAUGGGUGUGGACAAUAAUUUGCAUGCCAAGGCCAGAAGGCGUGCUAAUUUUCGAUUAUGCAAUGUGUCAAGUUAUACCUCUGAAAUAUUGGAGAUUCAAGCUGAUGCUCCAAGUCUGCAUGUUGUUUUUGUUCCUGGAAACCCAGGUGUUGUUUUAUUCUACAAGGACUUUGUGGAGUUUCUAUAUGAGCAGCUUGGGGGAACUGCUUCUGUCACAGCUAUUGGCCAUGUCUCUCAAUCAAAAAAGGACUGGGAGCAUGGACGGUUGUUCACUUUACAAGAACAAAUCGAUCAUAAGAUUGAUUUCAUCAGAGAGGAACUGCAAAAUAUUGAGAUUCCUAUAUUACUGGUUGGGCACUCUAUUGGUUCAUACAUAGCUAUUGAAAUGUUCAAGAAGUCUACGGAGAAGGUGAAAUAUUGUGUUGGCCUUUAUCCAUUUUUGACAUUAAACCCACACUCAGCAACACAGUCAGUUAUUGGAAAAAUUGCAAAAUCCCAAAUUCUUUCUUCUGCUCUUAGUUACCUGACAGCAUCAUUAGGACUGUUGCCUGCCCUGGCUUUAAAUUUUAUUGUCAGAAAAUCCCUUGGGAAGUCAUGGUCAGCCAAUGCAGUUGAGGCUGCAUGCUCUCACUUGUCACAGUACCAUACGAUGCGAAAUGUCCUCUAUAUGGCCAUGACUGAAUUUCGAAUGUUGUCAGAGACUCCAGAUUGGGCAUUUAUAAGGGAAAGGAAGGCUCAAUUUGCAUUUUUAUUCGGUGUUGACGAUCACUGGGGCCCACUUCAAUUGCUUGAAGAGAUUUCAGACCAGGUUCCAGGUAUAGCCACAUCCAUUGAACGAGAAAACCACACUCAUGGUUUCUGUUGCACUGAGGCUGGCUCAUUAUGGGUGGCUCAGCAUGUGGCAAACUUAAUCAAGAAUCGGACGGCUUGUACAAACCAAUGAUGUCUGACUCUUGCUAUUGGCUUUGUGUUAUGUGUUUUUUCUAAGUUAUUCACAGAACGGAUUGAACCACUGAUAAAUUUGAAACAAUGAUAGCUAAAAGUGCAUUUGUUCUGAUUU